Molecule: messenger RNA, 1194 nt
Organism: Cloeon dipterum
Lineage: Eukaryota; Metazoa; Arthropoda; Insecta; Ephemeroptera; Baetidae
Gene: Rtca
Product: RNA 3'-terminal phosphate cyclase
Exons: 10
Coding region: 31-1167 (378 amino acids)
Biological process (GO): RNA processing
Cellular component (GO): nucleus
Molecular function (GO): RNA-3'-phosphate cyclase activity
Source: RefSeq, a predicted model, not a curated record
CAAUUUUUAAAUUUUAGUGUAAAGUAAACAAUGGCGCUCAAUACAACAGCCACAGACGGCAAAGACUUCGGAGAAAUAGGAAGGCACGAAAAUCGCGACAUGGUUGUUAUUGAUGGCAGCCUUUUAGAAGGGGGCGGACAAGUGCUUCGCAUUGCUGUUGCGUUGAGUGCAAUCAGGGGCAAAGCAGUCAAAAUUACUAACAUUAGAGCUGGACGGAAAAAGCCGGGUCUUGCAGAGCAGCACUUGAAAGGGUUGUUACUUGUGCGUGACAUGUGCAAUGGGGAGCUAGAAAACGCACAUCUCGGAUCAACUGAGAUAAUUUUCCGUCCAGGAAAAAUUACGAGCGGUACAUUCUCAUCAAAAAUCAGCACGGCAGGGAGUGUUUCCCUUCUUAUGCAAAUUGCUGUUCCAUGUGCUUUAUUUGCUCCUGGACCUUGCAACUUUAAUUUGCGUGGUGGGACAGAUGCAGAUAUGGCUCCACCAAUUGAUUAUUUAAAAAUUGUUACUUCCGAAGUUUUCGCUCAUUUUGGAGCCAAAUUUGAAACCCAAGUGAUACAGAGGGGCUUUUUUCCCAAGGGUGGAGGAGAGGUCAAUGUUAAAGUUGAAAACAUACAAACCUGUUUAAAACCUAUUACCUUAACUCAACCUGGAAAAAUUAUUUCAAUUGAAGGCUCGGUGAAUGUUGGUGGAUCGUGUCCUAUAAGGGUUGGACAUGAGUUUAAACAAGGAGCUGAGAGCUUAUUAUUGGAGGAAUUUGGAUGCAAGCCCAACAUCUCUGUUGAGCGUUUCAACGCAUACUGUCCUGGAUCAAGCUUCCUAAUUGUGGGUAAAACUUCCACUGGCUGCAUAUUUGGCUCAAGUGUCAUUAGCCAUAGAUCAAAGUCACCUGCUCAGCAGGGAGAGGAAGCCGUGGCUGAGCUUAUUAAGUUCCUACCUGGGCAAUCUUGCCUUGACAGCUAUGCGCAGGAUCAGAUUAUACUGCCUAUGUCCCUCGCUGCUGGAACAUCAACUGUGGUUUGUGGUCCUCUUACCUUGCACACACAAACUGCAAUUGAGAUAGUCAAACAGCUCUCAUCUGCGAAAUUUGAAGUUGAAAAAACAUCUGAGACGCUUUUCAGGAUUACCUGCACUGGAGAUCCACCUGUAUUGGCUACGGACACCCAAUGAAAAUAAAAUUCAACCAUCAUUAUCCAA